AAUUUUGCCCCUUUCAUUUCGUUAAUCUUCAAAAACCCUUUUCAUCAACACCAUUCGUUAAUUAACCAGAAAACGUAGCAGAAAUCUUUUUGCUUCUCAUGGAGCAAACACAAGACACGAAAUGAGGAUAGGAACAUAUAAUUCAUAGGAAAAAGAAAAAAGAAAAAAAAUCGGAUCUUUAGCACAAGAGUCUGCGCAGAGACGGCGAGACCCAGUGAAUGGGGAGAUGGGGAGCUGCCCUUAUACUCUCCACUAUCAAAUCUGCCUCCAAAUCGAUUAAAAUCCCUAAAAUAGGCCGAACCCAUUUUCAAGAAUUCCCAAAUUCAUCACCAAUUUCGAAUUAUUUUCUCCGUUUCAGGUCAUUUUCUGCCCUCCCAUCGCCCUCGCCGGACUUCGCUGAAGAAUUUGAUCUCAAGUUACAUUAUUUCGAUCAGAACAGCAUUGUGGAGGAAGAGGAAUUUACGGAGAACGAUGGUGCUGGGAGAAUCCCAGUUAAAGCUUUUUUUAUAUGCACCAGGGAUGCAGAGAAGUAUAGUUUAGGAAAGAAUAAAAAUGGGUUUCAAGUGAUAAAAGUCUCUGCGCCAUUAGUGGGUUUUUCGUGGAAUGCCGAAAUUCUUAUUGAUUUGAAAGGUUUGCAAGCUGAGAAUUCAAGAUAUUUCAUCCCUCCAACCUCACGCUCAUUGAAUUCUAUUGCUCUCAGGUUUUCUGAUUCCCACUGGAAAAAUAGAGGUGUGGUAGGAGAAAGUACGAGUGGCUACCGUUAUAUGGUCGUUUAUCAAUAUGGUUCGGCAGUGCUUUUUAAUGUGCCGGAACAUGAAGUUGACUUUUACCUGCAAGCUGUUAGUAGACAUGGUUCUGGGCUGCUUACAGAUAUUAGAAAAGAUGAUUAUGCCGUGAAAGAGAAGCCUUCAGCAGUCGAGGACAUGCAAGGAGGUCCAGAUUACAUUGUACUGAAAAAUCUCGACAUAGAUAGCAUUCGAAUUAUCAGUAGUGUGCUCGGCCAAAGCAUAGCUCUUGAUUAUUUCGUGUCGCAGGUUGAUGGUAUGGUUGAAGAGUUUGCAGAGAUAAAUCGGGGAAUGGAGAAAACGGGCACUUUCACGAUGACCCGGAAAAAGCUGUUUCAGCUUGUUGGGAAGGCCAAUUCGAAUUUAGCUGAUGUCAUUCUGAAAGUUGGUCUGUUUGAAAGAUCGGAAAUUGCUUGGAAAGAUGCGAAAUAUGCGCAAAUACUCGACUACCUUCGUGAGGAAUACGAAGUCACUCAGCGAUUUGGAAACCUUGAUUUCAAGUUGAAAUUUGUCGAGCAUAACAUUCAUUUUCUUCAAGAAGUGCUACAAAACCGGAAGUCGGAUUUGCUCGAAUGGUGCAUUAUAGUCUUGUUGGCCAUCGAAAACGUGAUUUCCGUGUGUGAGAUUGUUCGCGACACUAUGGAAUCUUCUAUCUGAAUUUAGAUUUAUACAUACAAUUCUUUUGCAGCAGCAAAAGUUGCUGCAGAUUUUGUUACAGUUUUUCAUUAUUUUGUCGAAAUAAUUUGGUUUGUUCAAAGUUCAAACCACACAAUUAGCACACAAUUAGCUCAGUUGUAGCCUAAAAUUUUUGCCCUUUUUUGUGAACUUUUUUCUUCCCUCGUCUAUAUUUGUAGUUGAUGAAUAGGUUGCCCAUAUAAUCAUCACCUGCCCAAUAUUUUUUACUCAAAACUCAAAAGUCAGAAGGACUUUAGAUGAAUGAAAUUUUAUCAAUCUAUUUUAGGGUGAAUGAAUGUUAUGUGACAG
Striga asiatica is the source of this 1769-nucleotide messenger RNA. NCBI's taxonomy places the organism in Eukaryota, Viridiplantae, Streptophyta, Magnoliopsida, Lamiales, Orobanchaceae. The record is from the annotation of a GenBank genome assembly.